AUGGAGAAGCAUGUGAGGGGGCAGGAGGAGAGUGGGUCGCGGGAGGCGUACCGGCGUGGUAAGUCGCCCAAGGCAGUAAAGGCCUUUUCAAUCGUCAAGGAGUCAAGGCAUGUGCUGGUCCAGAACGUGCCAGCGGUGGGCGUGCAGGAGGACCUCCUCGCGCUCUUCUCUGCUCAUGGCCACGUUGAAGAGUGCCGCGCCAUCGGCGAAGAGGAGCUGCCACGUGAACAGUUCACCGAGGUCUACUUGAUCACGUUUGCCCAGCUUUCCGACGCAAGGCGAGCAAAGAGGAAGUGUGAUGACCACAACUUUAUGGGCGCUAUCUUGCACGUGACCUACGCGCCCGAGUUCGAGACGCUCGAAGACACCCGCCGAAAGCUCGAACAGCGCCGCACCGAGGUCCUCACCCGAGUGCAAGGUACCGUGGCCGCUCUCGCGUAG
Acanthamoeba castellanii str. Neff is the source of this 441-nucleotide messenger RNA. RefSeq lists its product as uncharacterized. NCBI's taxonomy places the organism in Eukaryota, Discosea, Longamoebia, Acanthamoebidae. Gene Ontology annotation, molecular function: RNA binding. The coding region runs from base 1 to 441 and encodes 146 amino acids. The transcript has 4 exons. Gene Ontology annotation, cellular component: nucleoplasm. The record is from RefSeq and is a predicted model, not a curated record.